AUGAAGAUCCCCGUCGUCGACUUUGCACCGUUUCUGGACAAGGCGAACGACGCUGCUGGGCGCCAGGCCGUCGCCGACAAGCUGCUUGCGGCGCUGCACGAGACGGGGUUCGUGUAUGUCGUGAACCACGGGGUGGAGCAGGCUGCGGUGGAGACGGCGUUUGCGAUGGCCAGACAGUGGUUCUCCCUCCCUUUUGGCACGAAGCUGCUCGCGCUGCGCCCCGCCAUGCAGCCCUACCCGCGCGGCUUUCUCUGUGUCGGGCGGCGGGACCGCGCGACGCCUGCGGAGUUGGCGCUGCCGGACCCCACCGACAUGAAGGAGAGCUUUGUGCUGGGGAGCAAAGACAAUGCGGGUAUGCCCAACAUAUGGCUGGACGAGAAGCCGGACGGCCUGGUGGAAACCGGCUUCCGCGCGAGCUGUUUGGGGCUGUAUGAGCAAUGCCACGCACUCGAAAGCGCCGUCUUCCGUGGACUCGCCCUCGCACUGGGCCUUCCCGACGACCACUUCGCCGUCGGCACCAGUAGCGAAAAUGAUCUGCGCCUCGUGCGGUACCACCCGUGCGCUAUUCGGGAUGUCGAGGGCCUCGAGGUGGAGGACCCCGAGAAGCCCGGCGUGUUCCACCCGAUCCUCCCGGUGCCUGGCGCGGUGCUGCUCAACGCGGGCGACAUGCUGCAGCGAGGCUCACGUGGCGCGGUCCGCAGCGCCGUACACCGCGUCGGCGCGCCGGCUGGUACAGUUGAGGUCAACGGUGCGCCGUGGAAGCCGGAGCGUCUGGAGAUCGUCUAUAACUGCGUGCCUGCGGAGGACGCGCGGCCUCAGCACAUCAUGCGAUCUCGUAAUUCCUGCCCGGCUUCAUAUGUUUCUAUUUCCCAUGUCAAACCAUACUGGUGCCCGCACGGCUUGCUCCAACGCUAA
Messenger RNA from Mycena indigotica, 915 nucleotides. Its product is annotated as Thymine dioxygenase. The transcript is spliced from 7 exons. Lineage: Eukaryota; Fungi; Basidiomycota; Agaricomycetes; Agaricales; Mycenaceae. Bases 1 to 915 code for a protein of 304 amino acids. The record is from RefSeq and is a predicted model, not a curated record.